This is a messenger RNA of Neurospora hispaniola, 519 nucleotides long. RefSeq lists its product as uncharacterized. The record is from RefSeq and is a predicted model, not a curated record. NCBI's taxonomy places the organism in Eukaryota, Fungi, Ascomycota, Sordariomycetes, Sordariales, Sordariaceae. The coding region runs from base 1 to 519 and encodes 172 amino acids. The transcript has a single exon.
AUGUCCGUCUGUCGGGGAACCGCGCACACCAGAGGCCCACUCCCAACCCAAAAUCUCCUCACUAGCCACUAUAUUCGGCGAGUUGUCGGUGAGCCCGCUUCGGUUGAUGGUGUCUCAGUUUAUCCGGACUCAAUCCUCCUGAACGACCCGAUUGGGGCACCACGAAGCCGGGCACCCGUCACAAACUCCCCAUCUCUGGCGCCGUCCUUUACAAAAGCAUUCCCAGCAAGUCUUGUUGGGAGCACGGCGAGGGCGGAGCCCGUUGCAGCCGCUGCAGUAUCCUUGUCCGGUUGCAACAGCUUCAGAAAGGUCUGUCUCGCGAGACCGAGGAGGAGGGUUUUCCAAGUGAUCCCGGCACUUGCUCGACCGCUUGGUUUGAGCGAGUGUAGGCUGGUCACAGCCUGGAAUCUUGCACAUAUAUUGAUGUGCGUUCGGGACGACGACGGGUGGGGAUUGAGGGCCAAGCGGUUCAUUUGCUUCAAGCACCGGAGUUUGAGGCGCUGGAAUCAUCCCACCUAA